CCAUUCUCCAGCAUAUUACAGCUAAUGGCUUUACAUUCAGUUGGCCUUUGGAUUCCGCGCGCGUCGGACGUUCGCGCGGCAUUGAAAAUAUAUCGCAUGUGAUAAAAUCGUGAUAAAAUUCCUACUGGAUUUCGCAUUCGGCCGAAGACGUCUUUAAAUAUCAAAACCCAGGCUCUAUGACGCGAGGCCGGCAGUAGACACAGAACACACACAGACAGACAACAUGUCCUCGAAGGCUAUACACGAGGCGACCGGCAAGGACCUCAUUAACAGACACAUAGCGCCCGGUACAGCGCUGGUGCCAUGCCGAUUCGCGGUGUUUGACCAGGGCACGAUAUGGGAGGACGAAUUGGGCAAAAACCCCUGGCUCACGAAAGAGCAAUUGGUGGUAAAGCCAGACCAGCUGAUCAAGCGGCGCGGCAAGCUCGGGCUGGUUGGCGUCAACAAGACGGCAGCGGAGGUGCGGCGCUGGCUGUCCGAGCACAGCAACAAGGAGCAGAAGGUCGGCGCCGCGUCCGGCAAACUGCGGCGGUUCGUCGUGGAGCCAUUCAUAAAGCAUGAACCUAGCGAGGAGAUGUACCUGUGCAUCCAUUCAGGCCGGCGUUCGGACACCAUCAUGUUCCACCACCAGGGCGGUGUCGACGUGGGAGACGUGGACGCGCUGGCGCUGAGGCUUGAUGUGCCAGUGGAUACAUUCCCCACAGGGGAGGACAUCGACCGCGCCCUGCUGAAGAACGUCAAAUCCACCACUGUUAAGAGAAUACUGACAACAUUCAUCACCUCCUUGUACCGUGUGUUCGUGGACCUGUACUUCACGUACAUGGAGAUCAACCCGGUGGUGGUCACCAAUGAGCGCGUCUACCUCCUCGACCUGGCGGCCAAGCUGGACCAGACGGCGGACUUCAUCUGCGCCAAGAACUGGGGGGAGGUGACCUUCCCCCCACCCUUCGGCAGGGACGCCUACCCCGAGGAGGCGCAUAUUGCUGAUCUGGAUGCUAAGAGCGGGGCCAGUUUGAAGUUGACAGUGCUGAACAAGUCCGGACGCAUCUGGACGAUGGUGGCGGGCGGCGGCGCGUCCGUGGUGUACACGGACACGGUGUGCGCGCUGGGCGGCGCCGCCGAGCUGGCCAACUACGGGGAGUACUCCGGCGCGCCCACCGAGAGCCAGACCGCCGACUACGCCAAGACCAUCUUCAGCCUCAUGUGCCGCGAGCGCCACCCGAGCGGCAAGGUGCUGAUCAUCGGCGGCGGCAUCGCCAACUUCACGAACGUGGCGGACACCUUCCGGGGCAUCAUCACCGCCAUCGAGACGUACAAGGACGCGCUGCUGCAGUACAACGUCACCAUCUUCGUGCGCCGCGGCGGGCCCAACUACCAGGAGGGGCUCAGACAAAUGCGCGAAGUGGGCCAUCGCUUGCGCAUCCCUAUGUACGUGUUCGGCCCCGAGAGCAACAUGACGGCCAUAGUGCGCCUCGCCCUCGGCCACGCCCCCAUCCCGCCGGACCACCAGCUCGACUACGCUCCCAAGCAACUGCCCAAACCUGAGCCCGCGCCAGCGCCAAAGAUCGAGCUGCCGGAACUCACGCCAGCGCUGUUGGACCUGGUGUGCUCCCAGGCGCCGACGCGCGCCGAGCUGGGCCAGCAGCUGUCCACCGCGCGACCACUGUUCAGCGACCGCACCAAGGCCAUCGUGUGGGGCAUGCAGAACCGCGCCAUCCAGGGCAUGUUGGACUUCGACUACAUAUGCCGGCGCGCGGAGCCGUCCGUCGUGGCCAUAGUGUACCCUUUCACCGCGGACCACAAACAGAAGUACUACUUCGGGGACAAGGAGGUCUUUAUACCGGUUUUCAGCGACAUGGACGUGGCGAUGCGGAAGCACCAAGAGGCGACCGUGCUCGUCAACUUUGCCUCGCUGCGAUCCGCCUACGACAGCACUAUGCAGGCGAUGCAGCAUCCGCAGAUCAACACGAUAGUCAUCAUAGCGGAGGGCAUCCCCGAGAACAUGACGCGGAAGAUCAUCAAACUGGCCGACACCAGGGGGGUGAACAUAAUCGGCCCGGCGACGGUGGGCGGCAUCAAGCCGGGCUGCUUCAAGAUCGGCAACACGGCGGGCAUGAUCGACAACAUCGUCGACAGCAAGCUGUACCGGCCCGGCAGCGUGGCGUACGUGUCCCGCUCGGGCGGCAUGAGCAACGAGCUGAACAACGUGCUGUCCAAGGAGGCGGACGGCGUGUGCGAGGGGGUCGCCAUCGGAGGGGACCGGUACCCCGGGACCACCUUCGUCGACCACCUGCUGAGAUACGAGGCAGAUCCGAACGUCAAGAUGGUGGUGCUGCUGGGCGAGGUGGGGGGCGUGGAGGAGUACCACGUGUGCAAGAUGAUGAGGGACAAGAAGCUCACCAAGCCGCUGGUGGCGUGGUGCAUCGGCACUUGCUCCGACAUGUUCACGUCGGAGGUGCAGUUCGGCCAUGCGGGCUCGCUGGCGGGCUCCGCGCUGGAGAAGGCGGCCGCCAAGAACGCGGCGCUGGCGGCGCACGGCGCGGCGGUGCCUGACUCCUUCGACACGCUGGGCGGCGCGGUCAACAAGGUGUACAAAAAAUUGGUCUCCGAAGGCAAAAUCAUAGUUAAGGAGGAGACCGACCCACCGAAGGUACCCAUGGACUACGACUGGGCUAGGAAGCUGGGUAUAAUCCGCAAGCCGGCCGCCUUCAUCAGCACGAUCUGCGACGAGCGCGGCCAGGAGCUGAGCUACUGCGGCGUGCCCAUCAGCGCCGUGCUGGAGCGGCAGCUGGGCGUGGGCGGCACCGUCAGCCUCUUGUGGUUCCAACGCGAGCUGCCGGACUGGGCGUGCAAGUUCUUCGAGUUGGUGCUCAUAGUGACGGCCGACCACGGGCCGGCGGUGUCGGGCGCGCACAACACCAUGGUCACCGCGCGCGCUGGCAAAGACCUCAUCUCCUCCGUCGUCAGCGGCCUGCUCACCAUCGGCGACCGUUUCGGCGGAGCGUUGGACCGCGCCGCGUUGGACUUCUGCGCGGCGUACGACCGCGGCCAGCACCCGCAGGAGUUCGUCAACGAGAAGCGCGCCAAGGGCGAGCUCAUCAUGGGCAUCGGCCACAGGGUGAAGUCGAUCAACAACCCGGACUCGCGCGUGCGCGAGCUGAAGGCGUACGUGACGUCACGCUGGCCCGCGUGGCCGGUGACGCGCUACGCGCUGGACGUGGAGGCGAUCACCACGCGCAAGAAGCCCAACCUGAUCCUCAACGUGGACGGCAUCGUGGCCGCCGCCAUGGUGGACCUGUUCCGACACUGCCAGCUGUUCACGCAAGAGGAAGGCAACAACUACAUCGCGAUGGGCUCCAUCAACGCGCUGUUCGUGCUCGGCCGCACCAUCGGCCUGGUGGGCCACUACCUGGACCAGAAGCGUCUCAAGCAGCCGCUGUACCGCCAUCCGUGGGACGACAUCACCUACAUGUCGCCACUCAACUAAACACAACGUAAUGCAAUGCUACUUCGAUAGAUGGCGCUGGUACUGUGUUGCACUGUUUCAUAGAUGGCGCUGGUACUGUGUUGCACUGUUUCAUAGAUGGCGCUGGUACUGUGUUGCACUGUUUCAUAGAUGGCGCUGGUACUGUGUUGCACUGUUUCAUAGAUGGCGCUGGUACUGUGUUGCACUGUUUCAUAGAUGGCGUUGGUACAAUCUCUUGCACUGUUUCAUAGAUGGCGCUACUACAAAUAUCUUGCACUGUUUGAUGAAUGGCGCUGAUUAAAUGUUGCACUGUUUCAUAGAUGGCGCUACUACAAAUCUCUUGCAUAGUUUGAUAAAUGGCGCUGAUUAAAUGUUGCAGUUUCAUAGAUGGCGUUACUUCCAAUCUCUUGCAUAGUUUGAUAAAUGGCGCUGAUUAAAUGUUGCACUGUUUCAUAGAUGGCGCUACUACAAAUCUCUUGCAUAGUUUGAUAAAUGGCGCUGAUUAAAUGUUGCAGUUUCAUAGAUGGCGUUACUUCCAAUCUCUUGCAUAGUUUGAUAAAUGGCGCUGAUUAAAUGUUGCAGUUUCAUAGAUGGCGUUACUUCCAAUCUCUUGCAUAGUUUGAUAAAUGGCGCUGAUUAAAUGUUGUACUGUUUCAUAGAUGGCGCUACUACAAAACUCUUGCAUAGUUUGAUAAAUGGCGCUGAUUAAAUGUUGCAGUUUCAUAGAUGGCGCUACUUCCAAUCUCUUGCAUAGUUUGAUAAAUGGCGCUGAUUAAAUGUUGCAGUUUCAUAGAUGGCGCUACUUCCAAUCUCUUGCAUAGUUUGAUAAAUGGCGCUGAUUAAAUGUUGCACUGUUUCAUAGAUGGCGCUACUACAAAUCUCUUGCAUAGUUUGAUAAAUGGCGCUGAUUAAAUGUUGCAGUUUCAUAGAUGGCGCUACUUCCAAUCUCUUGCAUAGUUUGAUAAAUGGCGCUGAUUAAAUGUUGCAGUUUCAUAGAUGGCGCUACUUCCAAUCUCUUGCAUAGUUUGAUAAAUGGCGCUGAUUAAAUGUUGCACUGUUUCAUAGAUGGCGCUACUACAAAACUCUUGCAUAGUUUGAUAAAUGGCGCUGAUUAAAUGUUGCAGUUUCAUAGAUGGCGCUACUUCCAAUCUCUUGCAUAGUUUGAUAAAUGGCGCUGAUUAAAUGUUGCACUGUUUCAUAGAUGGCGCUACUACAAAACUCUUGCAUAGUUUGAUAAAUGGCGCUGAUUAAAUGUUGCAGUUUCAUAGAUGGCGUUACUUCCAAUCUCUUGCAUAGUUUGAUAAAUGGCGCUGAUUAAAUGUUGUACUGUUUCAUAGAUGGCGCUACUACAAAACUCUUGCAUAGUUUGAUAAAUGGCGCUGAUUAAAUGUUGCAGUUUCAUAGAUGGCGCUACUUCCAAUCUCUUGCAUAGUUUGAUAAAUGGCGCUGAUUAAAUGUUGCAGUUUCAUAGAUGGCGCUACUUCCAAUCUCUUGCAUAGUUUGAUAAAUGGCGCUGAUUAAAUGUUGCACUGUUUCAUAGAUGGCGCUACUACAAAUCUCUUGCAUAGUUUGAUAAAUGGCGCUGAUUAAAUGUUGCAGUUUCAUAGAUGGCGUUACUUCCAAUCUCUUGCAUAGUUUGAUAAAUGGCGCUGAUUAAAUGUUGUACUGUUUCAUAGAUGGCGCUACUACAAAACUCUUGCAUAGUUUGAUAAAUGGCGCUGAUUAAAUGUUGCACUGUUUCAUAGAUGGCCAUGAUUAAAUGUUGCACUGUUUCAUAGAUAGCGCUGACACAAUGUCGUACUGUUUCAUAGAUGGCACUGAUUAAAUUUUGCACUGUUUCAUAGAUGGCGUUGGUACAAUGUUGCACUGUUUUAUCGUUAGAUGGCGCUCAUUCAAUGUUUCACUUUUAUAGAGAUGGCGCUGAUACAAUGUGGCACUGUUACGUAGAUAGCAUUGUUAGAUCGUUAGAAGGCGCAGACAUAAUGUUGUACUGCUAGACUCCGCGCCACGAAAGAAGUCACGCUAAAACCUGAACUAAAAUUGACAGCGCCUUGCACAAUUUACAAUAACACCGCCAUUACCAAAUGACAAUUACCAAUUACCAAGCUGCUUGACUUGUUUUGUUCCGCGGAGUCUACAUUUUUAAGUGACACUAAUACAAUCUCUUUCAGUGUUAUAAACGCCGCGGGACUUAUUUUGUGUCGCGGAGUGUAUUGCCAAUGACCGACGAUUUAAAAAUAUUUGGUUCAUGGAAUCAGUCGACAUCUAUCGAUAGUGUUUGGUUUAAUAUAAAAUCUGUUAAGUAAAAGAAUAAUAGUUAAAUCUUUAGUCUGGGAAUUAUUUCUUGUAGUUUAUAAUUUUAAUAUAUUUUAUUAUAAAUAAAUUAAUUAAUGUUUCUUUUAUAAAAAUGUAAUUGGUACCCUUUGAAUGCAGACCGCAAAAUGUAUGUACGCAAUACAUUUAUUUAAAUGAUGAAAAAUAAUUAAGUUUAUCAAUUCUACAUGCUCUCAAUUUAUGUAACAUUUAAAUUUCUUGUUAUAUAACAUAAUAUUACAUGAUAACAUUAUAUAACAUGCUAACAUUUUAUAACAGAAUGACAUGUUAUAUGAUGUUAUUUAACAAAUUAUGUUUUAUAGAACAAUGAAGACAGUUUAAAAAAAAUACGAAUAAUAAAUAAAAUUGAGAAAGAUUGACAUACAAUUUUAUUGUUGUUACAUUUUGAUGUUUUUGUUUUUAAUAUCAUUCCACAGUUGCGUAUGUUUAGAUUGUAGGUUGAAGCGCAGAUUAUGAAAAUUAUAAAAACGAUUACAAUCUGUUGUUAUUGUAGAGUGAAUAUUUUUAAUUAAGGUCACAAAAAAUGUAAUAAUUAGUUUUAGUUCAUAAAUUAAUGUGGUAUACAUAUUAAAUGACAUUCAUGUGGAUAUAUUUUCUUUAAAAUUGUUUCAUGUCUGUUAAAAGUUGUGACCGUGCCAUGCAAACACUCGGCCGGCAAUUUUACUUAAAAUUAAUAUUUACUACAUUAAUUUAUGUUAAAAAUUUAAAUAGAGGGUUAUGUAUAAGUACAUGUUGACAGAAAUGAUUUUUUUAAGUAUAUUAUAAAUAAUAGUUAUAAUAAUUCUUGACUCAUUAGAUAUUUUUAUACAAAAUGAUAAAUGCUAAAAUUAUUCAUAAUAUUUAAAAAAGCACUGAAAUAGUUAUUUGUUUUCAAUGACUUGUUUUGACGAAUUUGUUUGUAUCGACUUACAGAGAGCCGCUUUUAUAAAUUUUCACAAUAUACAUGGCAUAUAUUUUUUGGUAAAUAUUUAAUAAUGCACCUUAAUUAUAACCUACAUUGAAUACAGGAUGGUGUUUCUAAGUUAUAAGCCAUUUAAAAUUGGCUAAAGACAACUGACAGCGGUUCUCAGUGCAGACGUAGAAACAAACAAAGGAGGACGACAAUUUUCAUACAUUGAUGGGUCCACUUUUAAUGAAUGAAUCUUUAAAAUGUUCAAAUUAGUGUCAUUUAAAUAAGAAUAUCAGUUUUAGACUGGUUUAAUUUCAGUUUGAUUGUAUAAUGAAGAUACGGGCAAAUACAGGCACAUUGUAAAAUGGACGAUUUAAACAGAAACACAUAAAUUUCAAAAAAAUGUUAGCAAAUUGUGAAAUUUUCAUUUAUUAUAAAGUAUUUAUUUCUGUAACGUGUUGGGCCCAAAAUGGUCGUUGUCCUUUUUAGUAUACAAAACGAUAAAAAUUAACAAAAAAAAAUAUUAUAUUAUUGAAUUGGACGACAUCGCUUGUAGGGUAUACAAAAGGAAAUGAAAAAUGCACGGUGGGUAGAGAUAUCUUAAUGAGAGCACAAAUAUAUUGAAUAAAUAGAGAAUGCACCAUAUUUUAAUAAAAAUAUACUAUUACACACUAAAGUGUUUAUAAAAAAAAUAUGUCAGUGUCUAUGGUUAGAAAUUAUAACUUUAAGCAAAACAAAAAAAUAUUAUCUCUGCAAGCAUGUUUAUAUCUUGAUAUACCUAAAUGUUUGCUAGCUGUUUCUAUCUCUUCAAAACAACGAUGGUCUCGAACCAGUGGCGUAGCCUGCCUGAUAGGGGCCCUGUAUCAAAAUUAGUUAUUUAUUUAUUAUUCAACAAAAAACACAUUUUAAUUAAGCCUAACCAUAGUGCAACACAAACCACAGUUGGUUUUACUGUGCACUGGUUAUUAUUACAUAAUACAAUAUUUAAAAACAAAAAUAAAUAACAAACAAAAGAGAAGAAAAAUCAAGAAUAAUCAUUAUCGGGUAGUUAGUUAGGGCCCAAAAUGAAAGUUAAAGAUUUCUCACAAAAGAAACAAAAAUGCUUGCAGUAAAAUAAAAAAAAAAUAUAAUCAUUGAAUAAGUUUUCACUACCACCUAGAAAUUGAGCUACCCAAACAAUUCAAAUUAAAUAUAAGUACCUACUCACACUUUUCUUGCUUUUUUUUUACAUGACGUCAAAAUGUAAGAGCGGUUCCAUAUUUUCAAAAUGUACUGGGUACUUUCUCAGCUUUACAUUUUGUGGAUAAUAUUUUACUAAUUUUUGACUUCACACAUUAUGGGCUGAACCCUGUCCAGGCGCGCAUUGUUACGCCUGAUACGGAGGUAGCUACGCCCCUGUCUCGAGCUUUUAAGUUUUAAAUAAAACAACUCGUAGAAAGCUAUUUAGUUAUAUAAUAUUACAAAAAAAAAAUUGUUAUAUGCACCGAAAUUGAAAAACUAAGCAUUAAUCACGUAAAAUGUUUUAGUGCGAGUAAUAUUGUAAAUGAUUUUAUUUUUACGUAUAUAUAUUUUUUUCUAAUUUUAACUUAUGUGACAAAAAAUAUGAACAACGAUAAAUAUAUGAAUUAUGGUGUUUUAACACAGGUGUUAUAUAAUGUUAUUUAACACUAUAACAUGUGACACAUGUUAGAAUGUUAUAUAACACUAUAACAUGUGACACAUGUUAGAAUGUUAUAUAACACUACAACAUGUGACACAUGUUAGAAUGUUAUAUAACACUACAACAUGUGGCACAUGUUAGAAUGUUAUAUAACACUAUAACAUGUAACACAUGUUACAUUGUAAUAUACGUUUUAUAUACAUGUGGCACAUGUUACAAUGUUAUAAACGUGUUAUAAAUGAAAAAUAAUAUAACAGAGAUACGAACAUGCUAACAUUAUGUAUAGCUUGGUAUUGACGGAUGCAAUCUUUAUGACGUCACGGAAUUUUUUUUGACGGCCUCCUAACAAGUUAGUCCGCUUCCAUCUUAGAUUGCAUCAUCACUUACCAUCAGGUAAGAUUGUAGUCAAGGGCUAACUAGUAAAGAAUACUAGACUCUUGAGGCGACUGCGGGUGGCUACCGCCGCGCAUGUUACGCUACCGCUGAUACCUAAAAUUUUAUUUGGCGCAGCUUGACGCACGACGUUCCGUAACGUCAUAAAGAUGGUUUACUUUGCUCGUUGGUAAACACAUAACCACUCUCCGCGUAGAUGAGUAAGCGAUUAUUAUGUAAUUUAUUUUGUAAUUGCGACAAAAUGGCUGGUUGGUUGGUUGGUAUCUGUAAAUAUUGGAAUUUGUCAACUUAUUUGAAUAUUAUAAUAUAUAUUUUUUAUUUAAA
Molecule: messenger RNA, 9066 nt
Organism: Bicyclus anynana (squinting bush brown)
Lineage: Eukaryota; Metazoa; Arthropoda; Insecta; Lepidoptera; Nymphalidae
Product: ATP-citrate synthase
Exons: 24
Coding region: 224-3487 (1087 amino acids)
Biological process (GO): tricarboxylic acid cycle; acetyl-CoA biosynthetic process; fatty acid biosynthetic process
Cellular component (GO): cytosol
Molecular function (GO): ATP citrate synthase activity
Source: RefSeq, a predicted model, not a curated record